Mytilus californianus (California mussel) is the source of this 9819-nucleotide messenger RNA. RefSeq lists its product as uncharacterized. Gene Ontology annotation, biological process: regulation of apoptotic process. NCBI's taxonomy places the organism in Eukaryota, Metazoa, Mollusca, Bivalvia, Mytilida, Mytilidae. The transcript has 22 exons. The record is from RefSeq and is a predicted model, not a curated record. The coding region runs from base 309 to 4436 and encodes 1375 amino acids. Gene Ontology annotation, molecular function: protein binding.
UCCCGUUAUUCAGCGUCUCGUUUUGUCAAAUUUCCUGCUCUCGGAAUUAGAUUCAUUUGAUUGCUGUCGACAAACUACAAACAAUUCUUUUUAACCAAGAAGACGUCAUGUCAAUGGUUUUAAAGGAUUCUUAUCAUUCUAAUUGACUGUUGGCAGAAGGGGUAUGUUAUAUAAAGGGGCAUUAGGGCCAUGAAGACAUACUGUACAAUAACAUGCUGAGGUUCCUAUAAGAGUUUGACGAAGGACCACGUGUAAUCCCUUAUUGACAGUUGCAGAGCUUUGACCAACAGAUUUCACUUUGGGAUAUAAUGGCAAGUUGGGAUCAGAAACUUCUUACAGCUGCAAGGGAGGGGAAUAUAAAAGAGGUAGAACUAUGUGUAAAGAACAAAGCUAACUUGGAAUGUAAAACUGAUGAUUUGUGGGGAAAGACACCAUUAAUGUUGGCUGCCUGGGGAGGACACCUGGAGGUGGUGACGUACCUGGCCACUCACGGCAGUCAGUUAGACGUCACAGACAGGAGAGGAAGGACACCAUUAAUGUUGGCUGCCUGGGGAGGACACCUGGAGGUGGUGACGUACCUGGCCACUCACGGCAGUCAGUUAGAAGUCACAGACGAGUGGGGAAUGACACCAUUAAUGUUGGCUGCCUGGGGAGGACACCUGGAGGUGGUGACGUACCUGGUCACUCACGGCAGUCAGUUAGAAGUCACAGACGAGUGGAGAAGGACACCAUUAAUGUUGGCUGCUGAGAGAGGACACCUGGAGGUGGUGACGUACCUGGUCACUCACGGCAGUCAGUUAGACGCUACAGACAGGGAUGGAGAAACAGCUUUACAUUAUGCUGCUAAGUAUGGACAGAUCGAAGUAACAAAAUGGUUAAUAGAUCAGGGAUGCAGUCCUUGGGUGAAAACAAAACAGGGUGAGACUCCUUAUGAUCUGGUAACAAUAAAAAGCUAUGAAGAUGAAGAAGAAAAAAGGAAGAAGAAAGAAGUGAUGGACCUCCUAAAGACUGCCAUGUCAAAGAUAUCCCCAGAAGUAACUCCUGACACCCAAUUACAUGAUUCUGCAGCACCAGUAGUUGAGGAUUCCAUCGGAAAAGGGCAACAGUCUGCUAUGUUAAAUCGUUUAUUAGGGAAGGGCAGCUAUGAAUCAUUUGAUAUGAGAUGCAUGGUGACCGGCCAAUUUUCAGUAGGGAAAUCGACUCUUGUGAAGCUGUUAGCUGGGGAUGUCAUACCAGAUGGGCGACAUCCGACUGAUGGAAUUUCUUUGGUUGAAGGUCGCUGUGGCCUUGAUAUUGAGACAAAAAGUUGGAUUCUUAUUGAUCCAGAAGCUUAUAAUGCCCUGGAUGUUGUGUACAAUAAGGUGUUAAUGACCUCUCUGGAAGAGGAGGAAAGUGAAUUUACCAAAAAGUUCGACCAGGCUUCAGAUACAAGCCCAACUGGUUAUGCCAAAGCCACACUUUCCUCUUUGCCCUCCGAACAGUCGGCAGCAGCACAAUCUCUACCACCUCAAAAAUCCUCCAAUGUGCCUCUCAUGGUAAAACAGAUGAAAGAGAAAAUGAAAACCAGAAUGACCAAAGAAGAAAUAAGAAGGAAAAUGGAAAAAGUCCUCAAAAGUGGGAAGUAUAAGAUGAAAGUUGGACGUCUUAUCUUCUGGGAUUUUGGUGGACAAUAUGUUUAUUUAACAACACACCAGACCUUCAUGACGUUCCGAGCGUUAUUUCUUGUUGUCUUCGAUGGGAGCAAAGAUUUGCAUGAACAGGUCCCUGAUGUGAUGUGUUUUCCAGGGCAGCACAUGACACCAACUCCAGCAGUAUUCUUGCAAUAUUGGGUCAAUUCCAUCCUGACCUAUUGCAAGGUUGUAUAUCCAGGCAUUCCUAAGAUCUUGUUUGUUGCCACUCACAAGGACAAAGUACCAAAGGAGAAUGUUGAGACACGACGUGAAGAGCUUUACAGUGGAAUUGAGGAGUUGUUUAAAGACCAUGAGGGACAACAUCAUCUGGUCUUUAGGCCUCUAAUAUUUGUCAAUGCAAAAGAUCAAGCUGACCAAGAAAUAGAAGUUCUAAAGAAAACAAUUACAGAACUUACAUUCGACCACCCAUGCUGGGGUGAAAGAAUGCCCAAUGCUUGUGUUCCACUAGAGCUAGAGAUCGCUGAACUAGUGGCAGAAGGAAAACAAAUAAUGUCAUUGGCUGAAGUUAAAGAAUUAAAUGCUAUCAGCGAGGUGUCUGUCCUGUCCCCUGAGCAGUUGACUGAUUUCCUACAUUUUCAUCAUUCUCUUGGGAAGAUUGUUUAUUUUGAUACCCCCCAGCUGAGAGAUAAUGUAAUGAUCAACCCCCUUCUUAUGGUGGAAGUUAUGCGAUCUUUUAUCACAGAUGUUGCAUUUUGGCCCAAAGAAAAUAAAACAAGGAAAACCUUCAAAAAGAUGUCUGAAAAUGGAAUGAUACAAAAAGUAGACCUCUACCAGAUUUGGGAACAAGAAGAAUUCCGUCAGAUUUUACCAUUUAAAGAGUACAUAUUUGAUAUGCUGAUACAUCUAGAUAUCGUAUCCGAACAACGGAGAUAUGAUACAAAAACAGGAAGUCGUCUACCAAUAGAAAACUUCUUUGUACCCUGUAUGCUAACACAAAGAAACGAUACAGAUUUCUUGACACAAGAAUGUACACCAGAGAGGACUGUUAGUUUGGCUUUUGUUUUCAAAGGAACCAUCAUACCUCCAGCCUUACCAAACCGUCUAAUAUGUGCAUGUCUGAGUAUGUGGACAUUAAAAGAAUACCAUGGACGGAAACUUAUGUUUUCUGGGUUUGUUGGGUUAUCAUUUGAUAAAGAGCAUGAUAUUGUUGUCUGUGUAGAAGGAAAUAAGAUCUUACUGUACCUAGUCCACAAGCGCUCCAAGGGCCUGAUAAUACCUGAUAUAGCCACCAGUGUCCGGGAUUGCUUGUUUGUUACUUUAGAGAGAAUAUCUGAAUUUUAUCAGUCAACUAUCCAUUGUAAAGCCAACAACAAGUUACCAUUCCACACUGAGUAUUCCUGCUCAAAAUUAAACUGUUUUACUCCAGAAGAAAAUAUGGUUGUAGAUACAGAGGAAUGUCUUUGCGAACAUGGUGAAAACAUUAAACACAACUGGAGAGUUUGGAAUCAGAAACUGGAACAAAUGCAGUGUGAUCUUAGUUGUCCAGGUUUGAGUGAAUAUUCUUUAGAUCAAAUUCCAAGUAACCCCGAGUUGCUUCGUCUUUCUGGUAAUUGUGAGGAAGACUUGAUACAUGAAUUAGCACUUCGUCUUGGAAUGGAUGAGAUAGAUUGGAGGGAUAUUGGAAAGAAUAACACAGGAAAUACACAGAUGCUGAAGUUUUUGACACUUAUUCACUUGAAAGAGAAUAAUUCAAUAUGUUUCGGAGAUCUAGAUAAAAGUUUGCGAGAAAUGAAAAUAACAACACACACAUUAUGCAUGGUAAGGAGAAGAAAACAAGUGAAAUCCAGAAUUCCAGACGAUAUAUUAGAUUGUAUCCCUACAGACGAAAUUUUAGACAAGCUAGCACCACAGAUUGGAAAAAUGGUUUUUCAACUUGGAACAGAACUCGGAUUGUCCAUAGCGGAUUUAGAAAAUAUCGACAAAUGUAGUCCCAAUUUGACAGCCCAAAAUAAGGAAGUUUUAUUUACUUGGAGAAAAGACAGAUCAGUAAAACCUACAAUACGGGUCAUUAAACAAGCUUUAGUUAAUAUAAGAAAAGGUGUACGUUGUUUAGAGGAGGUUGUGAAGAACAUAGAUGCAAGAACAUUAAGAGCUGUGGAAAUUGUUACAGAUAGAAUCAGAGAUAAUGCAGACAGAAUCAUACGGGAUAUACAAAUCAGUCAAAUUUUAGAUCAUAUGAUGACACAUCUGGUGAUAUCAGUAGAUGACCGACGCCGUAUUGAACAACAUGCUGGACAAGAUGAUCAGAACAAAGCAUUGCUGGAAAUUGUCAUUAAAAGUAGAGAACCUGCUUACAAUGUUUUUGUUGAUGGAUUACGUAAUUAUGGAUAUGAAGAUAUCGCUAAUGAUUUGAAAUAUUAUUCAGAGGAAAUAAGUCCAAGUACAACAUUAGUAUCUGCUGAAAAUGAAGGCUUAUCAGACUGGAAUGUUCCAUUGUAUAAAGUUCGUCUACAGAAGAAUUAUCUCAAGGUCAUCACUGAUAUACAACAUGAAAGCAUAGUAGAUCAUCUAAUAUCAAGAGAGGUAGUGUCAGUUGAUGAUGGAAAAAAGAUAGAAUCUGGUAAAUCCCCACAGGAAAAGAACAGGACAUUAAUGGACAUGCUUUUGCGUAAAAAUGAACGGGGAUUUAAUGAAUUUCUCAAAGCCCUACGAAAAGACUCAAUUUAUUCAGAUCUAGCAGAUCAAAUAGAAAAGACAGAAGUUACGCCCACAGAUAUGGGAAUCCUUUAUAAAUGUUUGAAAUAAAAUGAAUAUAAUUUCUUUCAGAAAAAAAACUUUACACACAGCAAAGACAAAUCACCUGUAAACAAUGAAUAGGAGGAGGUUUUGUCAAUCCAAUUUUCAAUGAUUUGGUCACUUAAACCAUCAAUGUGAAUGAAUCACAAUAUACUAGUGAUAAAAAUCUUUUAUAUUAAACAUAUUUCAUGUGUGAGUGUCAUGCAUGGCAAGGAAAAAAGCUAAAAUAUGUACUAACCCCUUUUAUGAGUUUUCAUUCCUAAACACAAAUCCCCUUUAUGAGUGUUCGUUCCUAAACAGAUAUGAUAAUGAUGAAACAGUCUUGACAUAUUUUGUUAAAGAAAAUAAUUUUCAUGUAUUUUUAUUGAAUUAUUGGAAACCAGUAAUUGUUACAGUUUACUUAGGCCACGUUCGCCUAGGCGAACAAACCUUAGUGUUUUUAUCAUUCAAAAUUUCAUAAACAGACAAUUUGCACACAUGAUAUUUCAUGACUACUGAGCUGAUGAUACCCCUUAGAACUUAACAUCCACAAGCAGUGGCAUCUAACCGUUGAUGGUAAAAAAACUUGUAAAGUAAACUUAGUUUAAAGUUUGCUAUGCAACUGGGUAAAUCAGCUGCGUUCAGAAAACAAUUAAAGGAGUAGGUCCGGUAAGGGCCUAUUUUGGCCUCAAAUUUCAGGUUCAUCUGAUGAACGAUUUUGUACACUUUUUAAAUACUUAAGUGUCUAUUUCAGUCGAUUCAAUUAGUUUGUGUGAAAGAUUUGAACUGAUUUAGUCAUUUCAGACGCUCAUAUUCAAGCUUAAAUAUGAAAAAUCUUUCAAAUAUGCCAUAAUAUGUCACUUUUCAGAUAGUUUUUGUCAAAAAUGAAAGUGGCCGCAUCCGUGUUCACCCUCAACCUUUAUAUAUGUUAUGUAUUAUCAUCAAAUACAACUUCAAAAUAUCAUUAAAUAUUAAGAAUGAACACGUAUGCGGCCACUUCCAUUUAAGACGAAAACCGUCUAAAAUUUAACUCAAAUGCUAAUAUUGUGAAGAUUUCAGUAAUUUAGCAUGACUUAAUGAUGCUAGUACCCGAUAUAUGUGCAUAUUAUUUUCAUUUACCUGUGUUUAAAGUUAUUGCAAAUGGAUGGUAUUUUUGUUCGAGCAUAUUGUUUUUCUUUAAUUAUUUAACAUUUCUUACCGAUAUAACAUGUUACUUUUAUUAUUCUUCCCUUAGUUUAUUUAUUUUGUAUUCUAAAUUAUUUAUUUUGUAAAAAUAUUUCCUUUCUCUAUUGGUACUGUACAGGUAUACCUAACAACAAAAUUAUUUUCAUUUACCUGUGUUUAAAGUUAUUGCAAAUGGAUGGUAUUUUUGUUCGAGCAUAUUGUUUUUCUUUAAUUAUUUAACAUUUCUUACCGAUAUAACAUGUUACUUUUAUUAUCCUUCCCUUAGUUUAUUUAUUUUGUAUUUACAUUGUGUCAUAGGUCAAAUUUAUUUGUAAAGUGUAUGUUCAAUGGUGUUAAUAUGUCCUUUGAUUGAGUUAAGCUAUUUCAGUUGAUAUUUUAUAGUGUGUCUUUCUAUGUUGUGAUGUUACACUAUUGUUUCAGAAUAAGGGUGAAGGUUAGGUACCAUUAAAACGUUUAAACCCGCUGCAUUUGUUUGCACCUGUCCUAAGUCAGGAAUCUGAUGUUCAGUAGUUGUUGUUUGUUGAUGUGGUUCAUAAGUGUUUCUCGUUUCUCGUUUUUUUAUAUAGAUUAGACCGUUGGUUUUCCCGUUUGAAUGGUUUUACACUAGUAAUUUUUUGGGGCCCUUUAUAGCUUACUGUUCGGUGUGAGCCAAGGCUCCGUGUUGAAGACCGUACUGUGACCUAUAAUGGUUUACUUUUAUAAAUUUUGACUUGGAUGGAGAGUUGUCUCAUUGGCACUCAUACCACAUCUUCUUAUAUCUAUUGUAUUGUCAAAAACAGCCCAUAUUUAUGUAGCAGAAGUAUUCUACUUUCCAAUAAAAAGCUAAAAGUUUACAUUAUAACAAUUUUGUAAAACUGAUAUAUUUAUAUAAUUGUAUAGUUAAAUACAUGUAAUACCAUUUAGAUGUCAGGACGAGAUCAACCUGAUAAACUGCUAGGUUGAAAUUGUUUGCAAAUAGAUGGCUAUCACUAUUCUUCUUCCUGUAAUGUGUAUGCAAGUAUCCAUAUAUAUUUGUUCCCCAUUUACAAAGGUUGCACUGCUGUAAAUAUAUACAAUGCAAUUUCUCAUAUGAACUUCUUUUACAGCUUAAACUGUACCACUUUUACUAUGAAGUUUCGUAAACAAUUAUAUCCAAGAAUGGAAAGUUCAUAUUUACUACUAUUUUUUUCAAAGGUCAAAACAUAAGGCUGUGCGGCAUAUUUUGAACAUUUAUAUGCCUCAAACUUCUAAGAGUUUAAACUCAUAAUAAAAUUAUGUACUUCCUCUCCCUACACGUUUGGUCCUACUCAGAAUUUUAUUUGGCCGCUAUACAUGUGUAUUUAUACUGGUUAAGUUCUUAAGAUGUGUCUUUUUGAGAUGAAACAUGGAUAUCAUAUCUGGGAACCAGUAGGUAAACAAAACAUCUAUCAAUAGUAUAUAUCCCAAAAGAGGCGUGGUUUGUGAAACAGCUGUAUUUACAAAGUGCAACCUAAAGGAAAUGUCAUAACUUAAUACAAUAUACUAUAUGUACUAUUUUGAAAAAUUUUGAAUGACCUACAUAGCUGCAAUUAGGUUAUUAUCAAUUUCAGUUCAUUCCUAACUUUGUAUGUUAAUCUCUUAAAGCUGUUAAAUGUUACCUUAAUAGUAAAUUUAGGUCUAAAUUUUAAGUCUAAUGAAUAUAUACCAAUACCAAAUUGUUUAUUAUAGUGACAUUUGUUUUAUAACAAUAAACAAUAUUUCAAUAAGCGGUUUUAACUACAUGUGACAACACCCGGCCCUUUGGACCUAUAAGUCACUUUAAACAUUUAUACAUAUAAAAUAAUAAUCAUUUAACAGCGGACAAAAUUAGAAUUCAUGUUUGAUUGUUCCUAUACAAAAUGUUUUUUCUUUUAUUAAAUGCAUCGUUCAAAAACUUAGCAGUUUUUCUAGGAUAUUUGCAGAUAAGCACUUUAAAUUGUUCAUCCUCAGAGAUGUCUUCAAAAGAGUGUUCUAUAUUCAGUAUAAGUUGAAUUCUUAGAUCUCUUAGAAUAAUAAGGUAUGCACAUAUGAAAUAACUAAUUCAGAGACCGAAUCUUGUCCUUAAGGUGUUUCUGAAUUUUUUGACAUUAGCUUCUUGUGUAUUGUGUUUAUCAAACAGCUACUUUUAUAUGUACAUUUGUAAAUAAAAAUGCUUCUUCAUAAAUAUGGUUUUGAACAAAAAUGCAACGAUAUGCUCUUAUUAUGUAAAUAUAGUUGUUGCUAACAUAACAUGGUAUUUCACAACGAAUGUUUUUGACAUAACGCAUCUGUUCUGUCAAAUGAACUUAUCUUUCAUCCAUCAGAAAAAAGGAUUUUAAAUCCAAACAGAACAGUGAUAAUUGUUUGGUUAUAUUAUAUUUUCAAAUAUUUGAAAGUGUUUGAGAACAUAUCAAAUGUCAAAAACAUUUGAAAACCUACUACCAAGCAAAUGUUUGGCCUCUUUCAAGUCAGACUAUCUGCACCAUGUGUUGUUUGGUGGUGUUUUAGCGCAAUGCUAUACAACUUCCUGCUUGAUUUGCCUUUUAAACAUUUUUAUUCGAUCGUCACUGAUGAUUCUUUUGCUAAAGUUCUUCAGAAGAUACCAAGACCUUGUUGAUACAUAUUCAACUUCACAAAUAAUACAUGAUGGUCUUGAAGUAUAGAUUUUAGUCACUGACGUUGUUUAUCAUCCUAAUUACGUGUUGUAGUGUUCUUUUAUUUGUCUUUGUAAAUUACUUUUACUGUUAAGCCCUUUUUUGGUAAUACCCUUUUGGUGUGGCUCAGUACUUAAACAUCCCGCCAUUGUGUUAUUAUGCUAUGGUCAUUUUCGUAUUCUUGUCUUUUUUUGCCUAUGUGCUUUGGUCUAUAUGCCAUUUUGUUUUUCUUUGUUGACAUAUUUGUCUUUUUUUUUAUAGUGAUUAAGAUUAUAACACAAUGUUGACUGCAGUACCCCUAUUUUUGACAUUUUUAUCUAGCAUGCCUGUUUGUUUUGUUCACACAUUGUUGUCAAUAUAAUGGAAUUUUAUGCGACUGUCAUACAAGUGGAAGGCUUAGCUAGCUUUAAAACCUGGUUUACUUGAACUUCACCAUUUUCUACAUAAGGAAAUGCUUGAACCAAGUCAGGAAUAUGACAGUUGUUUCCCAUUCGUUUGAUGUGUUUGAGCUUUUGAUUUUGCCAUUUGAUAAGGGAAUUUUUCGUUUUGAAUUUUCCUUGGAGUUCAGAAUUUUUGAUAUUUUACUUUUUUAUAAACGAAGAACACAAUGACGUUCGAAUCAUAAGCCUGGAAUCUUUUAUGAGUAUUUUUUAUGUUGUACGUCUGUUUUAUUUAGAGGAGUCGAGUGUGAAAAAUUCAAAUUUCAAUAUUCAUUGUCAGUUUUACAAAAUUUAACCCCCUUUUCCUUUCAUCGCCAAUAUCAAAAUUUGUAUUUAAAAAUAAGGAGAUUUGAUAUGAUUGCCAAUUAGACAACUAUCCACCAAAGUUCAAAUAAAGUGGAUGUAAGCAAAUUAUAGGCAACUACGGCCUUCAACAAUGAGAAAAUAACCAUACCGUUUAGUCUGCUAUAAAAGGCCCCAACAUGACAAAUAUGAAACAAUUCAAUUGACAAAACUAACGGCCUAAUUUAUAACAAAACAAUUUAUGAAAAACAAAUAUGACAGACGUGAACCAACGACAACCACUGAACUACAGGCUCCUGACUUGGGACAGGCACAUACAGAAUGUGGAGUGGUUAAACAUGUUUGUGAGCACUCAACCCUCCCCUAACCUGGGACAGUGUUUCAUAGUUAUGUCAUUUACUUCCACUUAUUCCUUUAUUCCAUUAUUAACUAUUUCUAUUGGUUUUAUGUGAACAUGUUUAUAUAUUCAAAAAUAUUCAAUAGUGAUUAGAUUUUGUCAGAUAUGAUUUUGCAACAUUAAUAAUAGUCUGAUUUCAUGCUUGAUAAUUUUCCCCUUGUACUCAAUCACCCCAAACGUGUAUAUAAAAUCCUAAGGCCAGAUUUGUCAUAAAUUCGUCAACUUUUUUCAAUGCUUAUACAUUUUGCCUUCAAACUGUUUGUAUUAGUGCAACUGUUUUAUUUUUGAAUACCUAGUGACUUUGUAAUUUACAAAUUUAAUAUGUUAUGAUACAGUUGUUUGUUGUUGUUUAUGUGAUUAUUGUAGCACUAUAUGUGUUAAAGUAGUGUCUUAUACUUGUAUAUAUGUAUAAACUGUUAAUGCAUUCUACUUCCCUUAAAGGUAAAAACAAAACUACA